Dentiscutata erythropus is the source of this 1506-nucleotide messenger RNA. Lineage: Eukaryota; Fungi; Glomeromycota; Glomeromycetes; Diversisporales; Gigasporaceae. The record is from the annotation of a GenBank genome assembly.
AUGGUUUUUUGGACUUUCAUUGUCGUUAUUGCUAUCUUACUCAUAACAUAUGACAAAAUAAACUCCAAGACCCCGGAUGGCCUUAAAAAUAUUCACACAAUUACGUUAUUUAGUAGAAUUUUUUUGAUUAUUACUAAACAAUUUGGACAUGAUAAACUAUAUUUCCGUUAUAAACAAUAUUUUGAAAAUGAUGGAAUUGUAAAGGAACGUAUUCUAGGAAAGUGGGUUUGCAUGGUAACAGAUCCAGCGAUUGCAAAGGAUCUUUUAUUGAAGCAAGAUGUUUAUCCUAAAGUAAGCAUUGAAAAGACUUUUCCGAAUUCUCUAUUUGCAAAAUACAUUGGGACUAAUGUAGCUUUCUCAAGUGGUGACCUUCAACCAAUUAUUAAAUCAACCUCGGAUUUUUUUAAUUUGCUAAUGGUAUUAAUUUUAUUUAGACGUGUGUGCAAUCCUGCAUUCAAAAUUUUACCAUUACAUCUUUUUGCAGAAGCUGCAUUAAAGAUGAUUGAUAUUUUAGAAACAAUUGAUAAAAAACCUGUCGAAAUUAAAAAUUUAAUGCAAAGAUUUACUUUAGAUGUUCUUGGAAAAGUUGCCUUUGGUUUUGACUUUAAUAGUCUUGGAAAUCCAAAUAGUGCUUAUGUAACUGCAUAUAAUGAAGUUCAAAAGGCAAUAUUAGAUCCAUUAACUUUGGUUUUUUCAAUUGACCAUAUUCCAAUAAUAAGACAACAAAGACUUAAAAAACUUGCUAAAUUAAAUAAUUUAUUUAAAGAAAUUAUUAAAGAGAAGCAUAAAGCUCUAGCUGCUGGAAAGUCUCGAGAAGAUCUUUUAGAACACAUGUUAAAUGCUAAUGAAAAUCUUGAUAAUCAAAUCUUAUCAGAUACUGAACUAAGACAUAAUCUAGCCGUUUUUAUGCUUGCUGGUCAUGAAACAACUGCAAUCGCUUUAUCAACUAUUUUAUAUCUAUUAUCGACUUAUAAAAACAUUCAAGAAAAAGCUCGUGAAGAAGUAUUAAGAAUACUUGGUGACAAUUUAAUACCAUCAGCAGAACAACAUAAAUCAUUAAAAUAUUUAAAUAUGAUUAUACACGAAAACCUUAGAUUAUAUCCACCAGCUCCAACUCUGAUAUAUCGUGAAUUAACUGAAGAUUUAAAAUUUAAAAAUUCCAUAAUUCCAGCUGGUACAAUUAUUGAACUAUUUUUAUACGGAAUACAUCAUUCACCAAAACUUUGGGAUAAUCCUGAAGAAUUUUUACCUGAAAGAUUUGAAAAAGAACGCACAACUAGUGAAAAUUAUACUUGGUUAGCUUUUGGUGGUGGAACUAGAAUGUGCUUAGGAAAUAACUUUUCUCUUAUUGAACAAAGAAUUGUGUUAUGUUUGUUAUGUAAGUAUUUCAACUUGCGUAAAUAUGAAAUUUCAUUAGCACCAAAUAGUAUACAUAAAGAUGGAUUAAAAAUUCAGAUUCAAAUGUCGCCACAUCCAAUUGAACUUAUAUUUAAAAGACGAGAUUAA